GUUGGUUAGUCGGCGGCUGCUUGUCACGGUGAUACCAGGGCAAGGUGCUACACCACCAACAUGACCACAGCACAGUCGGCGUUGCUGCUUGCGGUGUAUAUUCUACUGAUCACAGAGUUCAUCCUGGCAACGAGAGACUACUACGACAUACUGGGGGUGCCUAAAGAUGCUCCUGAUCGCCAGAUCAAGAAGGCUUUCCGUAAACUGGCCAUGAAGUACCACCCUGACAGAAACAAGAGCCCGGACGCCGAGUCAGAGUUCAGAGAAAUAGCAGAGGCAUACGAAACGCUAUCAGAUAAUAAGAGAAGGCUCGAGUAUGACCAGUUUGGUCAUGGUCCCUCACCAGGGGAGGGUCAUGGAGGAGGUGGAGCUGGCAGCUACAACUUCCACCAGCACUUCCAGUCGUUUAACUUUGACGACAUUUUUAAAGACCUUGACCCAUUUGGUCAACAUCACAACCACCACCACCACCACUCCCAUUCCCAGACACAUCAAAAGAGACACUUUGACAGCCACUUCCCGGCCCAACAGGAGUCCCUCAACAGGCACAAGAGACAGUUUCAGCAAGGGGGAUUUGGAAGAGGACUCUUUGACGACGUGUUCGAGGACUUGGAGAAGAUGUUCACCUUCAACGCACACAGUACUCAGACUGAGGGAAGAUUCCAAGGCCCAGGCAAACGGCACUGCAGGACAGUCACCCAGCGCAGGGGCAACAUGGUGUCCACCUUUACUGACUGCUCCUGAGACCAGCGGAACAUAGAAAAUAAAACUCAUCCCAAAUGAUUGGACACUGUUGGGGUUUGAGCUUUUCAAUUGUGGGUAUGGAAACUGAAAUAUUAAUUUAUCGCUUGAUGCAAACUUUGUGAUUUUACUGGUAUAUACACAGCUAGGAACAAAUAACUGAGUUGGUUAGAAACUAUGGCGGUUUCCAAGCAAUAACUCGUAUACAUUGUAGCCCACAAUAUAUAGUAGGACUUCAUUGUGAUGCCGUUCCAAAUUUAGGGCUUUCCUAUUUGUCAUUUUGUUUACAUGUAGGGGGGAGGGCAUCUUGUGCUUAUGCAAAAAUCCACCAUUCUCAGGUAUGGCCUAAUGUUUUACUGUUUAACAGCAGUUUAAUUUUUGUAAGCAGUGACAUUCAUUUUGAAGCCACAAAGGCCCUACCUUAAUGUUUUGUUUUUGCUGCCCCUAACAUGGAUAAGACUAUGAUUUUUAAACCCAAACAGACGACACAUCAGAUGUUCUUGGUACAAGGGAUGUGAUGUCGUAAGAUUUUUGGAUUUGAGCACAGGAAUUUGCACCCUGUCAUUGACUUUUUUUUUUUUGUUUCCUUCAAGUGUUCAUUUACUUGAAAGGGUGAGGAUUACACAUAAAUCUUUAAACCUUUUCACAUAAGAAUUAAGAGCACUUGGAUUUGGACUGAAGGUUCAUAAUAUCUGAAACAUUUAAGGGUUCCUUUAUCAACUGUUACCUCAAAGUGGGAAACUUAACACCAGCCCCAAGCUAAAUGAAAGUAAAUUUGUCUGUGACUGGUAAGUUUAUCAACAUUACCAGCCUUGACAUUAUACAACAAACCAUGAUUUGGUGGCCCGGCUCUAGUCUAAAAAGCGAGGAAAAUGCUGAUGGGGGAGUGGCUGGGGAAUUUUUUUUUUUUUAAAGACACCAGUUUGUUCAUCUAGUGAAGUUAUUUCCUACAUUGGUUGUAAUGUGCAAUAUUCAGUACCUUUGCUCUUUAUGUUGCCUAUCUUAGACAGUGCCAUAAACAUGGAAUUGUCUAAUGUCUGCACUUUGUGUGUGUGUGUGAGUGAGAGUGUUGAGAGGGAGCACACGAAUUGCUGAUUGGUUGGUAAAUACAAUAAAUUAAUACUGUCAAAAA
Lampris incognitus (smalleye Pacific opah) is the source of this 1873-nucleotide messenger RNA. RefSeq names its product dnaJ homolog subfamily B member 9-like. Lineage: Eukaryota; Metazoa; Chordata; Actinopteri; Lampriformes; Lampridae. Gene Ontology annotation, cellular component: endoplasmic reticulum. The record is from RefSeq and is a predicted model, not a curated record. Gene Ontology annotation, molecular function: misfolded protein binding; protein-folding chaperone binding. The transcript has 3 exons. Bases 61 to 744 code for a protein of 227 amino acids.